Messenger RNA from Ceratotherium simum simum (southern white rhinoceros), 1148 nucleotides. The record is from RefSeq and is a predicted model, not a curated record. NCBI's taxonomy places the organism in Eukaryota, Metazoa, Chordata, Mammalia, Perissodactyla, Rhinocerotidae.
CGAACUUGGUGGACCUCCAGAAGAAGCUCGAGGAGCUAGAACUCGACGAGCAGCAGAAGAAGCGGCUGGAAGCCUUUCUCACCCAGAAGGCCAAGGUCGGGGAGCUCAAGGAUGAUGAUUUCGAGAGGAUCUCGGAGCUGGGAGCCGGGAACGGCGGGGUGGUCACCAAGGUCCAGCACAGACCUUCGGGCCUCAUCAUGGCCAGAAAGCUGAUCCACCUGGAGAUCAAGCCGGCCAUCAGGGACCAGAUUGUCCACGAGCUGCAGGUGCUGCACGAGUGUAACUCGCCGUACAUCGUGGGCUUCUACGGGGCCUUCUACAGCGACGGCGAGAUCAGCAUCUGCAUGGAGCACAUGGAUGGCGGCUCCCUGGACCAGGUGUUGAAAGAAGCCAGGAGAAUCCCCGAGGAGAUCCUAGGGAAGGUCAGCAUCGCGGUUCUCCGGGGCUUGGCCUACCUCCGGGAGAAGCACCAGAUCAUGCACCGAGAUGUGAAGCCGUCCAACAUCCUCGUCAACUCCCGGGGCGAGAUCAAGCUGUGCGACUUCGGGGUGAGCGGGCAGCUCAUCGACUCCAUGGCCAACUCCUUCGUGGGCACCCGCUCCUACAUGUCUCCCGAGCGCCUGCAGGGCACCCACUACUCGGUGCAGUCGGACAUCUGGAGUAUGGGCCUGUCCCUGGUGGAGCUCUCCAUCGGGAGGUACCCCAUCCCCCCGCCAGACGCCAAGGAGCUGGAGGCCAUCUUUGGCCGGCCCGUGGUCGAUGGGGCGGAGGGAGAUCCGCACGGCGUCUCGCCACGGCCCAGACCCCCCGGGCGCCCCAUGAGUGGUCACGGGAUGGACAGCCGGCCCGCAAUGGCCAUCUUCGAGUUGCUGGACUACAUUGUGAACGAGCCUCCUCCCAAGCUGCCUCACGGCGCUUUCACGCAGGACUUCCAGGAGUUUGUAAAUAAAUGCCUCAUUAAGAACCCAGCAGAGCGCGCGGACCUGAAGAUGCUCAUGAGCCACGCCUUCAUCAAGCGCGCCGAGGUGGAAGAGGUGGACUUCGCCGGCUGGCUGUGUAAAACGCUGCGGCUGCGGCAGCCCAGCACACCCACGCGCAGCGCCGUGUGACGCGGGCCCUGUCCCCGCCCUCCCGCCGCCUCCCCACGG